AUGGCUGGUCUGGUCUUUGUCACUCUCGGGUUAUCAUGGUUAUUGUGUUGCUGUACACAAGCACAACCUCCACCAUUGGACGCUAUCUGCGACUCCAACGGCCGAUGUACAUGGCAUGGAAGUGGGUGGUAUAGGGGCUGUGUGAGCGACAUGCCUGUGCUCACAUUCAAUCAGUUCAACGAUGGCGGACUUUUGGACCUACGAUGUAGUGAAGUACAGGUGCUAUCAAUCGAGAGCAGCACACUCACAUGCGCAGAUAUGAAGGCACAUGUAAUCACACAUACUGCUGUCACCAUUUAUCUUGGAGAAUCGCAAACUGAAUGUCACAUCUCACCACUCUCACCUGAGACAUCAAGGACCCCUCAUCCAACUUCCGGCCUACUGACCACAGAGAGUAGUAAGAAGAAUGCUGAUGAAAAAUUGACAUCCUUCAAAAUGACCUCACCAAGUGCUAAAAGCGAGGAAGUGCAUCCCACAACGUCUGUGUCAAGUAAUCCCAGUGAAGCAGGCAAUGUCGAGUUUGAUGGAAAAACGCUCACCAUUCUCGUUUGGUCGGGAUAA
This is a messenger RNA of Magallana angulata, 561 nucleotides long. RefSeq lists its product as uncharacterized. Bases 1 to 561 code for a protein of 186 amino acids. The transcript is spliced from 5 exons. The record is from RefSeq and is a predicted model, not a curated record. Lineage: Eukaryota; Metazoa; Mollusca; Bivalvia; Ostreida; Ostreidae.